Molecule: messenger RNA, 894 nt
Organism: Auxenochlorella protothecoides
Lineage: Eukaryota; Viridiplantae; Chlorophyta; Trebouxiophyceae; Chlorellales; Chlorellaceae
Exons: 7
Coding region: 1-894 (297 amino acids)
Source: RefSeq, a predicted model, not a curated record
AUGGAGCUGGCCACUGCCUUUGAAUUCGCGUGCCACAGGGUGGGGCCAGGCCUGGCCUGGUGGGUACCCUCGUCACAUCUGUCACUGGCCACUGGACAGCAUUCCGGUCCGAGUCACGCCCUGACCUUCUUUGCAAUCAUUGUCCAUCGCAGGGCCGCUGUGACUGGGAACAAGGGCCUGAAUGGGGCAGAGGAUUUGGCCAAGGAGGCCAAGCAGGUCCAGGAGAACGAGGUCUCAGAUGUUGUGGAGGUGAAGAUCGACAACCACUCCGAGCCGUUUGCCACUCUCGUGACCAUCAACUACGGAAACAAGCUGGGAGAGCUCCUGGACACGGUUGCCGCCCUGAAAAGCUUGGGCUUGAACAUCACACGUGCAAAGCUGAGGUCCACUGGGACCCACAAAUUCUACAUCACGGAUGCGGAGACGAGUGAGAAGGUAGUGAGGUCAUCCAGGCUUGAGGAGAUCCGAUUGACCAUCCUGAACAACAUGCUGAGGUACCACCCGGAGACCAGCCAGCAGCUGGCAUGGGGCUCCCCAUCUGCUUACAGUGGCAUGAACGCCGCCGACGACUCCUCCCCCCUGGGCGUGAGGAACUACGGCAUCAAGACCCAGGUGGAGGUCAGGGAGGACAAGAACGGGCUGACCAGCAAGCUCCUGGUCAACACCCUGGACCGACCGGGCCUGCUCACCGACAUCGUCCACAUCCUGAAGGACAUCAACCUGAACGUCAUCUCAGCUGAGGUGGACACCAUUGGUCGCAACGCGUUCGAUAUCUUCCAGAUCACCUACCACGGCGAGCCUCUGCCCCCGCCCAUGUGCCAGCUCGUGGUCAACUCCCUCCAGUACUACCUGUCGGCCAAUGAGGUCGAGAAGUCCUGGGCCGAGUCCUACUGA